CGGACGUAGUGUAGCAUACGAACCAUUGUUGAUCUUGUAUUGGUAUACCGUAUACUAUGUGCGAAUCGCUUUGCCGGACUUGCAAAGGUUCCUGAGAACUUCAAAGUCUAGAACCUCCUAUGACAACUACAGGGAAUAGCCUAUUCGCGGUGAGAAUGUCUUAAUCUUUUUUGAUAAUGAAGGUGGUGAAGUUGCCGCAGAAGAUAGGUAGCACGUGCUUGUGAUCAACUACCUGUUCUCACGGCCGUGACUGCGAGAACGCGAAAUGAGGGGCUCGUCUGACGUGGACAGAUGUGAAAAUUAGGAGAACGUGAUGGAAAGGAAUUGGAACGAUCCGUAAGAUUGUGUGAUUUGAGUAUGUUGGAUAGUCUUUGGUUGCUGUGACCGUGAAGUCUCCAGGUUCUCUCUUAUUGUCCUCUACCCAGCUAAGCACUAAAACGACACAUCGCUUCUGCUGUAUCUACCUAGCAAUUUGAUACCGUUGUGGAUAUUUGCAUUACUAUCGUUUAUCAUGUCUUUUUACGAGAAAUUCAAGGCCGUUACUAGAGGUUGGACUAUUACUUCCAACUAUAGUCGUCUCAGCGAGGAGACGCUGCUAUCUUCCCCGGACUGCGAGAAGCAAAAUAUCGAAUCCAUCCCACACAGUAAAAAGAGAAGCUUCCUAGGCGCAAUAUGGGCUGUGUUGUUCGUGAUUUGGACAAUUGCUGUUUUCUUAGUAGCAUCGCGUUUUCAUGGUCGCGCUGCGUGUAUUCGCGAAACGACAACUUGGUCACCGGCAAUUGAUGUCGUCCGAUAUAAAGAUGUUAUCAUUGAAGGUGACUUCCUGAAAAAAUCACCGUACCGCGGUGCUGGAGAGAGUGUUGAUAGAGCGUGGGAUGAACUAUGGAUGGUUGGCGGAGUACCUAUUCGCAUCGACGACAGCGAGCUGGCUAUUCUAAACAAAAGCGCCGAACGGCCCUGGACCCGUAUCCCGGAAUCUCGAGGUGGAGGUAUUGCGGGCUAUCCCGAAGUCUUUCAUCAGCUACACUGCCUGAAUAUGCUUCGCAUGGCGAGCUAUCCUGAGCUCUACGCCACUCACAGUCUUUUCGCGGACCAUCCGCCAGAUACUACACGAUCUCAUAUCGACCACUGCAUUGAAAUUAUAAGGAUGCAACUCCAAUGUUCAGCAGAAAUGACGCCUGUUCUAACGGAGGACAUCCCAGGACGUAAGUUCCCGGCAGCGGACUUCAGAGUAACCCACAGGUGCAAGAACUUCGACGAGUUGUUCACAUGGACGAAAGAAAAUAUUUUGCAUGGCGCGGGGAACUGGGAUAUUCCAAGGUUUGGAGAUCAUUAGGUACCUCCUACGUAAAACAUUAGGAUACCUCUCAGAAUAGAUUGAAACUUCUAUAUGC
Molecule: messenger RNA, 1394 nt
Organism: Daldinia caldariorum
Lineage: Eukaryota; Fungi; Ascomycota; Sordariomycetes; Xylariales; Hypoxylaceae
Exons: 5
Coding region: 512-1336 (274 amino acids)
Biological process (GO): mycotoxin biosynthetic process
Source: RefSeq, a predicted model, not a curated record